UCACACAGGUAGAACGACUAGUAUUAGUACCACAAGACCUUUGUAAAGUUGCUCUAUCGGAGUGUUAUAUGAAAAUUAAGUUAUGUUUACACUAUGUCCCGAAAACUGUUGAAAUUCUUAAUCCUUUUCGAUAACACCUCUCUGUUGUACUUUCCUGGACAGUUCUUAUCAGGCAGAGUCUUGAUUGAGCUACAAGAUGAUACACCUACACUAGGACUCCACUUUCACGUAGUAGGCGAAGGCGUUGUUCGUGUUAGAACACCACGCCAAGAGAGAGUAUGUGAUAAGGAAAACUACAUAGACUUCAGAAUGAGACUGCUUGGCGAACCAGGGCAAGGGCCUCAGGUUCUUUCACCAGGAAUCCAUAGUUUUCCAUUCAAAUUAGGGUUACCUCUAGGUCUUCCAUCAACUUUCUUGGGAAGACACGGCUGGGUGCAAUACUAUUGUAAAACGGCUCUGCGUGAACCUAAUGGACUCACCCACAAGAAUCAACAAGUUUUCAUUGUGAUGAACCCGAUCGACCUCAAUUUAGAGCCAGCAGGCCUAGCUAAUGUUUCGGGACAGGAUACGUUCAAGUGUGAAAUUGAACAUAAAUUCGGAGUCAGUUGCGUUGGCUCAGCACCUGUUAUAUGCAAGGUCAAGUUGGAUAGAGGAGGUUAUGUACCAGGAGAAAGCAUUGGUGUAUCCGCCUCUGUGCACAACAGAAGCAAAGUCACCAUAAAGAGUACCAAAGCAGCCCUGACAGAAACCAUAACAUACAUGGCUAAAGGCAAAGUAGUGAAUGCAGAAAAAAGAGAACUUGCUUCUUUAACUAGAGGUAAAGUAAGACCAGGAGAAAAAGAUGAAUGGGUCGAUGAACAACUUUACAUACCACCUCUACCACCAACGAAUCUAAGAGGUUGCCAUCUCAUAAAAGUAGAAUAUGAUGUUUUUUUCAUCAUCGAACCCAAAAGUUUACAAAAGGAGGUGAAAAUCCAGCUUCCAAUAGUUAUGGCGACCUACCCUCUGAAGACGGAUGGUGAUACUAACGCAUUUAACACUGGAACCCAUUAUCCAUCAACUCUCCCUAUAUUCAGACCAUGGUUGGAGGAAAAAUCGAACGUAGAUUGAUGUGUUUUACCUCUAAAUAAAAAUUAACAUGGAUAAACUCGAAACUCAAAAUCACAAACCUAAUGAGAAGAAAUUAUUUAUAUCGAAUCUGAGAACUAGAAGAGUAAAUUGAAUCAGAUUUGAGUGAAUUACGUAUUGAAAACAUUCAUACCCAAUUCAAGUGGACAAUGAUUUUCUAAUCAACACAGGGAAAUGAUGCCAUAGUUAAUACAGUUAUAAGAAAAACUGCCAUACCUAGAAUAAUCACGAGAAAUCUAGUAUUGAUGGUGAAUUCACAGUUUCUCAAAGUUCAAAAAUGUUCGGAAUGUGCAAAUAAGAUAACUUUUCACUAUUUUACUAUUUUUCUGGUUCAUCGAAUUAAUCAAAAUCAUUUUCUAGUCUGGCGUGAUGAUUUUUCGAAAUCAUUUGAGCCAAGUAAUCAAUUGGAUUUUUGGAAAAUUCAAAUAAACUUGUAUUUACCAAUUUAUGUUUAGAAGUUUUAUUAGAUAUACUGAAUUAUUGAACAGAAUCAAAUGAAUAGAGUGAAUUUGUUAGUUGAUAUCAUUGUAUUAUAACUAUUUAAUGUUUAUUUAAUAAUACACAAUUUUUAACGA
Molecule: messenger RNA, 1703 nt
Organism: Harmonia axyridis
Lineage: Eukaryota; Metazoa; Arthropoda; Insecta; Coleoptera; Coccinellidae
Gene: Vdup1
Product: arrestin domain-containing protein 4
Exons: 6
Coding region: 94-1110 (338 amino acids)
Biological process (GO): protein transport
Cellular component (GO): cytoplasm
Source: RefSeq, a predicted model, not a curated record